GCGAGCUGCUUCUAGUGCGGACACAACUUAUAUAGCAGGCAGCACACGUACCUAUGUGGAAUGUUUGUGCAUCCUUCACUGGGUACCGAAGAGGAGACAGAGAGGGGGAGAGGGAGCGAGAGAGGGAGAUGGAGAGAAAGGGAAGAGAGAGGAAUAAAAGAGAAGAGAAAGGCAGCAAGAGAGGGUUUGUGAAUCCGGUGGGUACCAGAGAUGAGAGAGACAGAAGGAAAGAGAGAGCGAGAGAUAUAGAAGUGGGAGAGAGAGAGAGAGAGAGGCUGAAUGCACACUCGGCUACAUCUGAAAUCUAACACAGCCAUCCUCCUGUGACCCGUGAUCGAGACAAGAGAAAGAGGGGAGGAGAGAGAAAAGGGUAAGAGAUGCAUAGGGCAAGCAUAGGAUCCUACUAGAGAGAAUAGCGUAAGGCGUACAGACGGACAGAGGAGGAGGAGCAGGAGCAGGCAAGACGUGGAGCCCGCUACAGCCUCACCUGAAUGCUUGACGGUGUCCAUACCUCAAGGUGUGACUGACGUCUACUGUCUGUGACUCACCUGGCCACCAUCUCAGAUCCACCAUCCCUUUUCUCUGAACAAGGUCAACCUACACCACAGGUCGACCUUCAUAACCACCAUCACUUAGAGUCGAACAUUACCCAGAAGCCCAUCCAGAACUCCAUUACCCAGAAAUCCCUCCGAAACUACCCAGCAGCAGCAUGCAAACCCCGGCCUCCAUGGUGAUGGGCAUCGUGUUCGCCCCUCUGGGCCUGGUGCUGAUCUUCAUGGCAGCCAUCACGCCCCAGUGGAGGGAGGGGCAGACCCAGCUAGUGGGUGUGGCCGGGGCUGAGCCCCACCUCCUCCUGCGCACCGAUGGCCUAUGGGAGAGCUGCCUACAGGUGGCCCACUCGGAGCUGAAGCAGUGCUGGCCAGUAGAAGGCGCCUACCAGAGCGACCCACAGGUGAGGCUGGCGCAAGGCCUUGUGCUCAGCUCCUUGUUCCUGUGUGGUGCCGGCAUUGUGCUGGCCAGUGUGGGGGUGAGGUGCUGGACCGACCUGCCUCUGAGAAGCGUGGUGGCGGCGGGAGGCCUGCUAGUGGCGCUGUCAGGCCUGCUGAGUCUAACCGCCCUGGGGGUGUACACACACAACCUGGGAAUACUGGGGAUGGAGCAGACACCCCCCCACAGACCUCAUCAUAGGCUGCCACAGCUCACUCUACAUCCGGCCGGGUCGCUCUACUUCGGCUGGGUGGGGGGAUGUGUACAGGUGGUGGGAGGGGUGGCCCUACUGCUCAGCUUCAAGAUUCGGCCCAGAUGUCCCUCCUGUACCUUAUGCUCACAGCUGAAGAACAAGCAGGACACAGAGGUGUACGACGUCAGCUGUUAGUGGAGACUGGGGGAGAGUUACUGUGAGUGAAGAUGAUAGAUUGGAUUUACCCUUAACACUACAAAGCCAAGCCGAGCCGAACCGAGCUGUACUGCAAUUGCUUGGUAUGUUUCCACCAUAGUUGCUAGAACAAUGCUGGAAAGGACAUUGUGAAAAGAAAAUAUCUAAGCCAACACAGUAAGGUUCAGGUCAACACCAGGAGUAGACUGGGACCAGAAAUUGGCACUGGCAUUUCUAAAACACUUUUCCUCGAGGCCCCCAAACCGGACAAUUUUUUCCUUGAAGCCCCCAUUAUUAGCUAAAUAAUGAUCAAUUUGUGCAAAAAAACAAGCUAGAAAGGGAUACUGGUCUAAAAAUGUACCCGAAAAGCCAGCUGGCCAUUCUGCCCCUGGGUUCAGUGGUGGGAGUCUUUUGUUCGUUUGGCACUAAAGUAUAAUUGAGGGUGUAAUGAAGGAUGAUGAACUUUAACUUUUGUAAAGGAAGCUGUAUGGCACUGUUGUGUUUUACUUGGAGAUGCUAACCUUCAAAAAGUAUUCAUGUUGCCUUUAACUGCAAAAAAAAGUGUAUAACUGUCACAAAGCAAUGUUUUGAUGUCAGCCUUACAGGUAGUUGUAGUAGCCUACUACCCAUGCCUUUGCCAACUCUUUUCCCUUUGCCUAAUACUAUUUCUGUUUUUCUCUUUCUUUCCUGAUUGUCAUUAAGUCAUAGUUUCUGUCGGACACAAUAUUUGAACACACAGUAGACCCUACUACUUCUGUAUCAAACUAAAUGUAUAUGAUUUAGGGAUAAUCUUAGAUCUAAGGGCAUAUUUAGGACUUAAGCUUUAGAAGCAGUGUUAGUUGUUGACCAUUUUUUGACAAUACCUCAAUAAAGAAUUAAAUCACGAAUUGUAUAGCAUUUUAAGUCAGGCAUACAUUACAGAUGCCAAAUCCUAUUGAUAACUGGGAAGAUUUGAUCAAGAUGUUUAUACUGUUUGUAGUGUAGAGAUAAUAUAAGGGGAAAACAUAUUAUUUCGAUGUCAUUUGGAACUGUAUAAUAGUUGUCAGUAUGUAAUGUAUUGCUACUAUGAUUCUACUGUGAAUAAAGAGGUUUGUUAA
Messenger RNA from Salvelinus sp. IW2-2015, 2472 nucleotides. It is a transcript of the gene cldn23l, whose product is annotated as claudin 23-like. The coding region runs from base 710 to 1375 and encodes 221 amino acids. Gene Ontology annotation, cellular component: bicellular tight junction; plasma membrane. Gene Ontology annotation, biological process: bicellular tight junction assembly; cell adhesion. Lineage: Eukaryota; Metazoa; Chordata; Actinopteri; Salmoniformes; Salmonidae. The transcript has 2 exons. Gene Ontology annotation, molecular function: structural molecule activity. The record is from RefSeq and is a predicted model, not a curated record.